UGUUGUCAGUUCAUUCGCGAGAGUCGUUUAUAACGGUUGUGUGAUUUAUGUGCCCCAAAAUCGAUUUAAUUGUGAAACGAAAAAUCGGGGGUUAUUACAUAUUUAUUAAAUCAGCAAAAAAAUAGUAUUUAUGAAUUGACAAAGAAAAUUGGGAGCGAGUGCCGGCAUUUGGUGUGCAGACAAAUAAUAUUUUGAAGUGAUAAAUUAUAAUUGCAUAUGUCUUUAUGUUGUAUAUACUAGAAUUAGAAGCACUUGACUCAGCCGUUUAAUGAUUAUUUGAUGGCCAAGUAGUAGGUAGCUAGGUCAUUCGGCGUGUGAUACUUGCAUUGUUGUGACUCUCACGAGAACGUGGUAGAGCGUGUUGAGUUUUUAACCGAGUGCUGUGCCAACAAAUAUAUAUAUGUAUGUAUGUACAUACAUACACGUUCAUAUAACAGUGCACGCAUUUAUACGCUAACGGCUAAAUAUCAAGGAUAGAAAAAAAAACUGAGACGGGGAUUGCCAAAGUCAGCUGCGCAGUUGUAACUGAUAAGAGGUGCCUGACCGAAGUACAUACAGCGGCGACGAGUGGAGCAAAGGAAACAGCUGACUGAUUCAUACACGAAGAAGUUCAUCGCAAAAAGUUGCCGAACUACUUAAACUUACUUAUAUGAAAAUAUUUUAGAUUGAACAAAAUGCAGAUAUUGUUGGAGUUGAAUUUUAAACAACGCAACUCCACCCGUUUGGUCAUACUUAUUUUUGGAUUAUUGGCAUUCAUAGUAUUUAAAGACAGUACUAAGGGAUGCCUGUUUUUGGGCGCUGCAUUGGCUUUAAUGUUUAGGAAUCCGACGUAUGUGUACGCUUUCGGGAGUACGGUUAAGCGUGAUAUUAUAGCUGGAUAUCGUUUUCUUAGAAUGAACCUCUUUAUUAUGCUCAUGGAACGAAAACAAUGGACAAUAGCACGCAUAUUUCAAGAACGUGUGAAGAAGCAACCGAAGAAGCCAUGCUUUAUAAUGGACGAUCGGUCGCUUAGUUUUCAGUGGAUAGAGAACUAUACAAACAAAGUAGGUGCAUAUUUCAAAGCACAAGGCUUGAAACAUGGUGAUUGUGUAGCUUUAAUCAUGGAGACCAGACCCGAGUAUGUAUGCUUGUGGCUUGGUCUCUCCAAGAUCGGUGUCGUAACAGCUUUAAUUAAUUCGAAUCUACGACGCGAUACCCUACUGCAUUCCAUCAAAGUGGCAAAAGCCAACAUAAUAAUUGUUGGUACAGAGCUCAGCAAGGCUUUGGAAGAAAUUUACGAUGAGGUGGAUAUCAAAACCUUGCCAAUUUACCAAUUUAGCGAUGAAGAACAACGGGAUAACGAUAAUUUUAAGCUUUUUAAAGGUGCUGUUGAUCUCACCGCCGCCCUAGAGCUACAGCCAAUAGAGGAUCUAAGCGCGGACAUUGCGGCUUGCAGUACAAAGGACAAAUUAUUAUUCGUCUACACUUCUGGCACUACGGGAUUACCAAAGGCUGCUGUUAUAAAUAACUUAAGAUACUUAUUUAUGGCUAGCGGAAUCCACCACAUGUUGUCUCUUAACGCCGGCGAUAUUAUUUAUACAGCGUUACCACUGUAUCACACGGCUGGAGGUAUAGUCGGUGUGGGAAAUGCGCUGAUUCAUGGUUGUACCAUUGUAAUGCGAAAAAAGUUUUCAGCAUCAAAUUUCUGGAAGGAUUGCAUCAAAUACAACUGCACUGUAGCUCAAUAUAUUGGUGAAUUGUGUCGCUAUUUGUUAUCCACAUCACCAAAGCCAGAAGAUACACAACACCGACUACGCUUGAUGUACGGCAACGGUUUGCGUCCACAAAUUUGGUCGCAAUUCGUAUCAAGAUUUAAUAUUCCGAAUAUUGGAGAGGUCUAUGGCUCAACAGAGGGAAAUUCCAAUCUCGCCAAUGUCGCCAAUCAAGUGGGUGCUGUGGGUUUCGUACCAUUAAUUGCGCGUUACUUUUAUCCAGUGCAAAUCAUUAAAUGUGACGAGGAAACUGGCGAACCCAUUCGCAAUGCGAAUGGAUAUUGCCAAAGAUGUUCACCGGGAGAGACAGGUUUGCUCGUAGGUAAAGUGAAUCCUAAACGAGCGGUAACCGCAUUCAAUGGGUAUGCCGACAGAGAAGCAUCCGAAAAGAAGUUGCUGCGAAAUGUUUUCAGAUCAGAAGAUAUCUUCUUCAAUUCUGGCGAUAUGGUGGUUGUGGACAUACUCGGUUAUUUCUACUUCAAAGAUCGCACUGGUGAUACAUUCCGAUGGCGUGGCGAAAAUGUCGCCACACAAGAAGUGGAAGCGAAUAUUACGAACGUGAUUGGUUUAAAAGAUUGUGUGGUGUAUGGGGUGGAUAUUCCCUACGUAGAAGGCAAAGCUGGUAUGGCAGCUAUAGUUGAUCCCGAUCGCAAAGUGGACAUGCAACAUCUAUCAGCUGGCGUUCGGGGAAGUUUGCCAGCCUAUGCGCGACCGCUUUUUAUUAGAUUAAUGAACGAUAUACCACGCACCGCUACUUUUAAACUGAAAAAAAUAGAGCUUUCCAGAGAAGCAUUCGAUAUUCGUCGAGUCAAAGAUCCAAUAUAUUACUUAAACAAAGAUGGCAUAUAUCGCUUCUUGUCUGAGGAACAGUUUGAAGAUAUUUUGCAGGGCAAAGCCGGACUGUAACAUGACACUUUAGCAGCGAUUAAUCUUUCCAUAUUAUUGUAUAUACAUACAUACAUUCAUAUUUUUAUUUUUAAAAAAUCAGGUUACUGUGUAUAUAUGUAUAUAGUGAAUGAAAUAGCUUUGUUGAACAAUUUAGCACGUGAUGCAAGAAGAACCUUUAAAUGUA
Bactrocera tryoni is the source of this 2823-nucleotide messenger RNA. RefSeq names its product long-chain fatty acid transport protein 4 (gene Fatp3). Gene Ontology annotation, biological process: triglyceride homeostasis. Gene Ontology annotation, molecular function: long-chain fatty acid-CoA ligase activity; long-chain fatty acid transmembrane transporter activity. The transcript is spliced from 8 exons. The record is from RefSeq and is a predicted model, not a curated record. Lineage: Eukaryota; Metazoa; Arthropoda; Insecta; Diptera; Tephritidae. The coding region runs from base 675 to 2657 and encodes 660 amino acids. Gene Ontology annotation, cellular component: endoplasmic reticulum.